Messenger RNA from Spinacia oleracea (spinach), 2735 nucleotides. RefSeq names its product methylcrotonoyl-CoA carboxylase subunit alpha, mitochondrial. The coding region runs from base 227 to 2458 and encodes 743 amino acids. Gene Ontology annotation, molecular function: metal ion binding; methylcrotonoyl-CoA carboxylase activity; ATP binding. The transcript has 16 exons. Gene Ontology annotation, cellular component: mitochondrion. Lineage: Eukaryota; Viridiplantae; Streptophyta; Magnoliopsida; Caryophyllales; Amaranthaceae. The record is from RefSeq and is a predicted model, not a curated record.
AAAAAGAAAAAAGAAGACGAAGAAGAAGUUGACAAUGAACUGAUGAUCGAUGAUUGAUGACUCACUCGUCAAUGCCAACACUUCAUCAUCAUCCAUCAACCAAAUCAUGAACGUCAGUGAUUAUCCGCUCCCUUUUUCAAACUAGUUUAACCUCCUUUUAAAUUAAUUAAUCAAUAAUUUCUUUAAAAAUCUCCAUUUCCAACAAUUUCCGGCAGCAAAAUCAACAAUGGCAACUCUAACUUUCCUACUCCGCCGUAAACUCCACCACCAAAACCGCCACAUACUCGCGCAAUUUUCUCUCAUUCGACAAUUCUCAUCCUCGGAAAGCUCCGGCGCCGGGAAGAAGCCGAUGAUUGAGAAGAUAUUGGUGGCUAACAGGGGAGAAAUUGCGUGUAGAAUAAUGCGGACUGCGAAGAAAUUAGGGGUUCGAACUGUUGCAGUUUACAGCGACGCUGAUCGGGAUAGUUUGCAUGUCAAAUUUGCUGAUGAAGCUGUUCGUAUUGGUCCUCCACCGGCGAAAUUGAGUUAUUUGCAAGCGAAUUCAAUUAUUGAAGCUGCUAGGAUGACUGGUGCUCAGGCAAUCCACCCUGGUUAUGGUUUUUUGUCUGAAAAUGCGGAGUUUGCCCAGAAAUGCGAAGACGAGGGUCUCUCAUUUAUAGGUCCUCCAGCAUCUGCAAUACGGGAUAUGGGUGACAAAAGUGCAUCAAAGAGGAUAAUGGGUGAAGCAGGUGUUCCUCUGGUGCCUGGAUAUCAUGGUAUUGAUCAAGAUAUUGACCUAAUGAAAUCUGAAGCUGAAAAGAUUGGCUAUCCUAUUCUAAUAAAGCCAACACAUGGAGGUGGAGGAAAGGGCAUGAGGAUUGUGCAAAACCCGGAUGAAUUUGCUGAAGCAUUCUUGGGUGCAAGAAGGGAGGCGGCUGCCUCUUUUGGAGUAGACACAAUUUUGCUUGAGAAAUAUAUCAUUCGGCCUAGGCAUAUAGAAGUGCAGAUUUUUGGCGACAAACAUGGCAAUGUUAUAUAUCUAUAUGAGAGGGAUUGCAGUGUACAAAGAAGACACCAGAAAAUAAUUGAAGAAGCCCCAGCUCCCAAUGUUAGUAAUGAUUUUCGCUCCCAAGUGGGUCAAGCUGCUGUUUCUGCAGCCAAGGCAGUCGGCUAUUACAGUGCUGGAACUGUUGAAUUCAUUGUGGAUACUCUCUCAGAUCAAUUUUACUUCAUGGAGAUGAACACGCGGUUGCAGGUUGAGCACCCUGUGACCGAGAUGGUCGUUGGUCAAGAUCUUGUAGAAUGGCAGAUUCGGGUUGCUAAUGGUGAGCCUCUUCCUGUUACGCAAUCAGAGGUUCCAUUAUCAGGUCAUGCAUUUGAAGCCCGUAUAUAUGCCGAAAAUGUCCAAAAAGGAUUUCUCCCAGCUACUGGGGUUCUUCAUCACUAUCGACCUGUUCCAGAAUCAGAAACAGUUCGUGUUGAGACGGGAGUUGAACAAGGAGACGCUGUUAGUAUGCAUUACGAUCCCAUGAUUGCGAAGCUUGUUGUUUGGGGAGAAAAUCGUGCUACAGCAUUAGUUAAAUUGAAGGAUUGCCUAUCCAAAUUUCAGGUUGCUGGUCUGCCGACUAACAUAAAUUUUCUACUUAAAUUGGCCAACCACUCGGCUUUUGAGAAUGGGCAAGUUGAAACCCAUUUUAUUGAGCAUCAUAAAGAUGUGUUAUUUGCUGAUUCAAGUAAUAUGGAGCUGGCAGAGGAAGCAUGCAAAUCUGCGACACGUAGUGCAAUGCUUGCUGCUGCAUGUCUUUGCAAAAUGGACAUUAACACGGCGAAGGGAAUCUGUCAGGGAGAAAGAAGCCCGCUUUCAAUCUGGUAUUCCGACCCUCCAUUUAGAGUCAACUAUUGUGCAAAGCGUGAUAUUGAAUUCGAGUGGGAGAAUGACUAUGGUACUACCGGUACAGUGCCCUUGAAGUUGGUUCUUACAUAUCAGCAAAAUGGGAGCUAUCUUGUUGAGGCUGGAGAAUGUGGGUCCCCUGGUAUGGAAGUUAAGGUUGUGCAGCUAGGUGAUAAAGAUUUCAGGGUUGAAGCACAAGGAUUAAGUGCGCUUAUAACUUUAGCUGUCUAUACUAAGGAUAAAAGCAAGCACAUAUACAUUUGGAAUGGCCUACAAUAUCAUCACUUUCGGCAAAAAGUUGGACUUGAAUCGUCUGGAGAAGAUGAAACUGAACAUAGACCCGAGAGGGCUGAUAUGGCAUCUCACUCCCCAGGUUCUGUAACGGCGCCAAUGGCUGGUUUGGUGGUCAAGGUACUCAAGAAUAAUGGAGAGAAAGUAGAAGCAGGGCAACCAGUUUUAGUCAUGGAAGCAAUGAAAAUGGAGCAUGUUGUAAAGGCUCCUUCCUCUGGUUUUAUUCACGGGCUUCAAGUAGCUUCUGGGCAGCAAGUUUCAGAUGGUAGCAUUCUCUUCACUGUGAAGGAAGAAUAAGAUGGCUUUUGUGAGCAGGGGAAUUCCUUCGCCCAGAAACACCGUGUAGUUUAAUGUGUAAAUGAUCUCUUAUUCAUGUAAUCAUAUUAUUCAUAUGUAUGUAACCUCUGUGCAUCUGUUGAAUAUCAGAAGCCAAGUCUAAAUCAGGAUGUAACACAAGUAGACUGUACAGAACUCAGAAAUAAUGUCAGGAAUUGUUAUUUGUAUAAUCACAGCUAUGUUUCCGGCUGAUGAAUUCUAACCUACUUUAUUGGUACAAAUUAGUUUAUUAUUGAUA